UUCAUAUUUGUAUAGUAAUGUAUUCAUUAUAUACAAAUAUACAUGUUGAAAACAGCGAGAAAAUAAAUCGAGAAUAACAUAUUAAGUUAAUAUAAAAACAAGCUAAAGAACUUGGUAUUCGAAAUACAAGUGACAGACGCGAUCAACCGAGAAUCUCAAAACCGAACACCAAGAACCUUCCAAUAGUGCAUAUGAAAAAAAAUCCAUAUGUAUAAAAUAACAAUAAUUAAGAAGCUGUGUUGUUAAUUUUUUCAUCAUAAAAACUAAUUCGCCGGCUGAAUGUAAAUGGAUACAUCCGAAGCCACCAACAUGGAAGAGUCAAAUCCCAAUUACGAUGUUAACCAAAGACUUCAAAAGCCGGAGGGUUGGCCCAACGUCAGUGAGUUUCAUACCUCGAUGAUGUUUCCGGAGGACCCCAGGCGGUACCUCCACCAUCCUCCCACAGAGCCACAGCCACAGCCACCGGUGCCCACACCUAUACCCAUACCCUUACCCGUACCCAUACCCAUACCCAUACCAAUACCCAUCGAUGGAGCCGUAGAAAUACCCGCUAAAAUGCCCGAAUACUGCCCCGACAUAAGUCAGCCCGGGGAGCCCGACCGGGUCAUGAAUCCCCUGGCCGAGGUGGCCAAGAACACAGUACCUUAUGGCCACAAACGAAAGAACUCGUCGGCCGAGGACCAGGCCGCCAACAAGAAGCUCAGUCUGGCCGUGGCCGCCGCCGCCGAGGAGAAGAAGGCCAGCCACCUGCGCAAGAACAUCCGCGACGUGAUGAACGAGAACAAUUUGGACACCACCACGCUGGCUGCGCAGCGGGAGGAGUCGGAGCGUUUGGCUCGCGUUGCUGGUCAACAGAAGUCAAUGCGGGAGAUCCAGAAGCAGGUGGUGCACAAACAGUUCUUCCGCAUCCUGCAGCUCGACGAGAGCGAGGGCAUCGAGAGCUGUGCGGUGGCCAAUCCCGCCGAGCAUCACCCGCCCGUUGACUAUCCGGAGGAGGAGAUAGCCUCGGACACGUUCGACGAGUCGAACAGCAGCAGCCUGAGCGGCGGCAGCAUCGAGGAUGUGCUGCACAAGGAGGCCAGCGUGCAGCAGCCCAGCGAGGUGGUCACCAUCGACGACAGCUCCGACGACGACUGCAUACUGCUGUCCGAGGAGGAGGAGGAGGACGACGACGAGGACAUGAACGAGUCGGACGACGCCACCAACAGCGGCAUGCAUGUGAAGGACGCGUACAAUGUGCCCGACGAGAACGGGCAGGUGGUGGUCAACAUCGCUCACCCCGAGGGCGAGGAGACCCUCUACCUGGCCCCCCAGAUAGCCAAGGUGAUAAAGCCGCACCAGAUCGGCGGCGUGCGCUUCCUGUACGACAACAUAAUCGAAUCGACACGGAGGUAUAACAAAUCGAGCGGCUUCGGCUGCAUUCUGGCCCACUCCAUGGGCCUGGGCAAGACGUUGCAGGUGGUUUCCUUCUGUGAUAUAUUCCUGAGACACACCUCGGCGAAGACCGUGCUGUGUGUGAUGCCCAUCAACACGCUGCAGAACUGGCUGAGCGAGUUCAACAUGUGGGUGCCGCGCUACUCGGCCGAUGGCAAUGUGCGGGCCCGCAAUUUCGACAUCUACGUGCUGAACGACCAGCAGAAGACGCUGACGGCCCGGGCGAAGGUGAUCCUCAACUGGGUGAACGACGGCGGCGUGCUCCUGAUCGGCUACGAGCUGUUCCGCCUGCUGGCCCUCAAGCUGGUGAAGACGCGCAAGCGAAAGGGCAGUGUCAUCCGGCCGGACGGCAUGGACUCCAGCAGCGAUUUGAUGAACCUCGUGUUCGAGGCCUUGGUGAAGCCAGGGCCGGAUCUGGUGAUCUGCGACGAGGGUCACCGGAUCAAGAACUCGCACGCCGGCAUUUCCCUGGCCCUGAAGCAGAUUCGGACGCGGCGACGCAUCGUCCUCACCGGCUAUCCGCUGCAGAACAACCUGCUCGAGUACUGGUGCAUGGUGGAUUUCGUGCGGCCCAACUACCUGGGCACCCGCACCGAGUUCUGCAACAUGUUCGAGCGGCCCAUCCAGAACGGGCAGUGCGUGGACUCCACGCCCGACGACAUCAAGCUGAUGCGCUACAGGGCGCACGUGCUGCACUCCCUGCUGCUGGGCUUCGUCCAGCGGCGGUCGCACACGGUGUUGCAGCUAACGCUGCCGCACAAGUACGAGUACGUCAUCCUGGCCAAAAUGACUGCCUUCCAGCGCAAGCUCUACGACACCUUCAUGACCGACGUGGUGCGCACAAAGGCGUUUCCCAACCCGCUGAAGGCCUUUGCCGUCUGCUGCAAAAUCUGGAACCAUCCGGAUGUUCUGUAUAACUUUCUGAAAAAAUGUGAGACUGAUUUAGACUUAGAAAUCGACGAGGAGGUAUCCAAGGGAGCACCCACCCCGAUUGUGGAGCCCAGUCCAGAUCCCUCCUUGAGUGUGGCUUCGCCUCUGUUCGAGAGGAAAAUCAAUGGAGCCAGCGAACCGGUCAAUAGUAUUGAAACCCUACCCAAAGCCGAUAAUCAAAACUUAUUUAAUAUACCCACAUCAUCGGAUUUGAAUGCUAAAUAUUUGAAUAAGAGCCCUAGUUUCUACGAUGAAAAACCGGAGCCACUUAAUUAUGGCACCUUCGGCAGUGAGGGUAAAAACAAUUAUUGGAUGGACUCCAGUAUUCUUCCCAAGCCGGCGGGAUGCGUUGAGGUCAUCAAGCAAACGGACACGAACAUGUCAAAUAACUUUGAGAGCAUAACCGGGUCUUCGGAGAUCGUGGAUCUGGACACAAACGAAAUAAAGACCGUCGAAACGACAAUACAAACGCCGUGUUCCAACAAUCAACUAGAUAAUGAGUGCAAUUCCAGCAAGCCAAGUGAAUGGAAUGCCUCGGGCAUUAAAAACGUUAGUAGCGUUCCCGUCGAGCCGUUCAAAAAGUUGCUAAAAAGUAAGCGAAACGAUGAGUUUUCAUGUUCGUGGGCCGUCGACCUCAUGAAGAACUAUGUGUCGGGCCUAAUAUCGAAUUCGCCGAAAAUGGAGAUUUUCUUCUGCAUCUUGAAGGAGAGUCUUCAGUUGGGCGAUCGUAUUUUGUUGUUUAGCCAAAGUCUAUUAACCUUAAACCUACUCGAAGUCUAUCUAAAAUCUAGUUAUGUUCCUGGUAGCAAUAUGUUCUGGACUAAAAAUAGCUCUUAUUUUCGUUUGGAUGGUUCUACUUCCUCGCAAGAAAGGGAAAGACUAGUCAAUGAAUUUAAUGCAAAUAGUAAUGUUAAGCUUUUUUUAAUAUCUACACGAGCUGGCUCAUUGGGAAUUAACCUGACUGGAGCGAAUCGCGUUAUAAUAUUCGACGCUAGUUGGAAUCCCUGUCACGAUACACAAGCUGUAUAUAGGAUUUAUAGAUAUGGUCAGAUUAAGCCGUGUUUUGUGUAUAGAAUUGUAAUGGACAGAUGUCUGGAGAAGAAGAUAUACGAUAGGCAAAUCAAAAAGCAAGGCAUGUCCGAUCGAAUCGUCGACGAAUGCAAUCCCGAGGCACAUCUUUCGAUGAAGGAUAUAACCAAUCUGUGUCACGACUACGACUCCGAUGAAGACACCGUCGAGGAGAUAAAUAAACCAAUAAACGAUUUGAGCAAGCCAAGCUCACCGUCGGAGGAGGGCAGUAAGCCAGCAAUUGAGCAGAUUAAGAGAGAGGACGAGACAAAUAACUCGCUAGAUGGGCAAAAUAAAUCAAACGAAGAUCAAAACAAGACGGCAGACCAUCAAACGGAGUCCAAAACACUAAACGGCGCCUCACACUCACCGAUCAAAAAGGAAAAGGAUGAUGUCCCGGAAAACAUUGUUCAUGCCGACUCAAUUAUCAACACCAUUCUCGCGUUGCACAGGCACUGUGUGACAAAGGAACCCUUCUUGCACGAAAGUUUGUUGGUUGAUCAAAAGGACAGAAAACUGUCGCAGGCGGAAAAAAGACAGGCUCAUCGAAGCUACGAACUGGAAAAGAAGGCAGCCGUUAAUCAGAGAUGUACUUAUGCGCCAGCGAAAAUGCACUACAAGAUUGUGAACAACGAUGGAACUGUUAUUACCAAGCCAAUGAAUCAGCAAACAAAGACCAAUACAUUGGCUUCCUCUGGUCGAUCCACUCGUUGGAUUCCAGCUGACGUGUGGCAAAGACAGGGAAUGACUGCCCAAGAAAUGACCCUGCCACUUGACGUUGUUAUUCCCACGAAUUCGGCCGACAAAGCCAAUAUAAUUCUAAAGGCUGGCCAACGAGUUAUGGUUCUGAAGUCGACGAAAGGAAUUUACAUGCAGUUGGACAGCGGGAAGAUCAUAGCUAUAAGGACAACGGCCAAAACUGAACCCGAAAAGACAAACAAGGAUGAUGUGAUAGACAUAACUUCCGAUUGCGACACCGACACAGCAAAACCCCAAACUCCAGAAGAAGAUGUGAAAGAUCUGACAGCUGAUGACGAACCGCAUGUGGUUAAGAGUAAGGAAAGCACUCCAGCAACCAGUAGCCGGACGGAAAUGUCAACGAAAGAGCGAAAGUCCGCGGAGAACAUGCAACAUUUUAAGCCGCAAACGCAACCAAAUAAUACUUUAGCCACCACAACAAAUCAGCACCCGAUGCCUUGUGACUUGAACUACCCACAGCAGCCGCAAACCCUGCCGCAGCAGCAACAGCAGCAGUCGCAUCAACAGCCGCAGCAACAGCAACCACCGCAGCAGCAGCAGCAACAGCCGCAGCAGCCACCGCCACAGGCGUAUAAACAUCCGAAUCACAUGCCUGCGGCCGGCGAGGCUUACAACAAUGCCAAUAGUAUUCAGCCAAAUGCGCCACUAGCGCCGCAUCCAGGAGCGCCCAACAGCGAGCCGGCGCCGUCGGCGGACAGCUCGUACUUCCAGGCCAAACCCUUCCAGCACACAUAUCCGCCACAGUACUACGAUUACUAUGACAAUAAGCACAAGGCCGCGCCGGCGCCCGGAUCCAGCUACCACAUCAAUAACUACACCUCGUACGGCAAUCUGAACUUCGCACCGUAUCAUUCCAACCUGCAUCCACCAGCGGCCUACAUCGGUGCUCCGUCGUCGUACGUCAACUCGAAUGUUUUCCCUCGCCAGCAUUGGAGUUCGGUUGUAAAUUCACCAGCGUCAAGCGAGUCUAUUCGACAGCCAUCGUACAUUGGCAGUACUUACCCCAUCAACGAAUGGUCGUCGCAAUAGCAAGUGUAAAUAGACCAUGGUCCAAUAUCUCCGUGUCCAGUUGAGGGCGAAGCCACUUUAACGAGCUCAAAUAUACUCAGACUAUAUCUUUUAACUGAUAAUUUUAUUAUGUUUCGAUUUCGAUUUCUGUUCGACUUUUAACCAUGCUUUAUUGUAUAGAUUAUUGUGAUUGCUUUUUUGUUUAUACAUUUUUUUUAUAAUGUACUCAAAGAAUGCCCAUAUAUUAUAUAUGUUGAAUAUUUAUUCAGGCGUUGGCAAAAAGAAGUAAACUGUCAAAACAAAUCAUUAUCAUUAUACUAGACAAUUAAUGAGAUCAUUCAAGUGAUCAAUAAACCACACACAAUGCUUCCUAUACUCAUUAAAUUUCAAUUUUACCCAUGAUAAUGUUCUUGUGGCUUGCGAAUCAAAUUAUAUAAUGCAAACAGUAAUUGUAUACUUUGUCGUUAGCGUGUUUACCUUGACUGGACGAAAACAGAGCUCGGCCUUUAUUCCUUACCAUUACUUCCCUCUAAUUUAUUUAUUAUCUUAUCAUAGUAAAUUCUUUUUAAACGCAUAAUUACGAUAAGUUAUUAGUUUUUAUUCUGAAAAAAAUACAAACAAAAUCUAAACAAAUAUUCAUAGCUCGUAACCUACUGUGUAAGCAAUCGUUCUACCCAAUUGUAUUUAAUUCAGAAGCCCAUGAAUAGUAAAACUCAUACGGAACAACAUUCGAAAACUGGUCUCUUUUGGUUUAGGGUAGCAAUGCCCAGGAAAAGGAAACUAAAAAAAACAUUGACAUUAGUCUAGAUAAUAGCACAUUCGAAAUAAUAAUAAACAAGCUUUGAUUAAACAAUGUUAGGAUCUAAGCAAUAAAGAGAAAGUAUUAAACAACAACUA
Drosophila gunungcola (fruit fly) is the source of this 6096-nucleotide messenger RNA. Its product is annotated as helicase ARIP4. Gene Ontology annotation, cellular component: nucleus. The record is from RefSeq and is a predicted model, not a curated record. The transcript has 8 exons. Bases 286 to 5220 code for a protein of 1644 amino acids. Gene Ontology annotation, molecular function: ATP-dependent chromatin remodeler activity; ATP binding; ATP hydrolysis activity. Lineage: Eukaryota; Metazoa; Arthropoda; Insecta; Diptera; Drosophilidae.